Molecule: messenger RNA, 5265 nt
Organism: Varanus komodoensis (Komodo dragon)
Lineage: Eukaryota; Metazoa; Chordata; Lepidosauria; Squamata; Varanidae
Gene: EEF1AKMT1
Product: EEF1A lysine methyltransferase 1
Exons: 4
Coding region: 143-787 (214 amino acids)
Biological process (GO): methylation
Molecular function (GO): protein-lysine N-methyltransferase activity; nucleic acid binding
Source: RefSeq, a predicted model, not a curated record
CACUUUGACUUGAAUACAGUUAAUGAUAAUGUCCAUGUACAGUGAUAGAGGAUUAUGAGUAUGCUGUAGAAAAUGCUGAGAAGAGAUCCACCCAACAAGACUGUCCAGAGUGGGAAAGGUAGCAUGAAUACCUGGAGCUUCCAUGAAUGAAACAACAGGGAAUCUUUUUACUUGGAUUCUGACUCUGAUUUAUCUUAACAUAUUGGAAAAUAGAACAAUGCCUGCUAGUACAGACCAUGUAAAUGUUGUGGAAACAACAGAAGCACUGUCUUCUACACUGCAACUCAGCCAGUUUUGGUACGAUACUGAAACUGCACUCCGUUUAGCCAAUGAGGCUGUAAGAGCAGCUGGAAGAAAUGGCAAGAUAGCAUGUGUUAGUGCUCCCAGCAUUUAUCAAAAAUUGAAAGAACUGAAUUACAAAGAUUUUUCAGCAUGUGUAUUGGAAUAUGAUCAAAGAUUUUCUGUACAUGGCACUGAUUAUGUUUUCUAUGAUUAUAAAAAUCCUUUGAAUCUUCCGGCCAACCUUGCAGCACACAGUUUUGAUAUAGUCCUAGCAGAUCCACCGUACCUGUCUGAAGAAUGUCUCAGGAAAACUGCUGAAACUAUAAAAUACCUAACUAAAGGAAAGAUUCUGCUUUGUACAGGUUCAGUCAUGGAGGAAUAUGCUGCAAAGUUUCUUGGAGUGAAGAUGUGCAAGUUUAUUCCGAAACAUACUCGAAACUUAGCUAAUGAAUUUCGUUGCUAUACAAAUUAUGAUUCUGGGCUAGAUUUUGAUUGUGUUUCUUGAUAACACCCAUAAAAAUCAGGAAAAUAUUUUGGUUGGGGCUGUUUUUCUUGUUCUGGUGAUGUGAACAUUACUUUUUUUAGAUAGUUUAUUUUUGUGUAUAAUACCCAACAGGCAAUUUGGGCUAAAAGAAUUCAGGAGAUUUUUGACAUAAUUUUGUCUGUCAUAAAAUGUGGUUUGCCACUUGCUACAGUGUAUAGAACUACUGAGCCUUUCUAAAAAGACUGGUCUGGUCAUUUAUGAACAUAACAGUUGCAUUAUAAAAUGGUAGAGAAAGUCUACUAUUUUACAGUAUAGCUGCUUUUACAAUCUUUAUUUAGUUUUCAUUGGUAGUCAUGGCCUGCUCCUGAUGGGUUAUUAGGCGUGAAGGAGAUAUAGAAUACAGGGUGGCCUUGCUGCCCCCUUUACUCUUUUCCCUGCCCACACCGAGCUUGCAGCCUGGUCCUGACUAGACAAGGCAAUCUGAAGUAGAGUAGAGGGCUCCUUCACCCUAAAAAAUUCCCAGAGUUCCUGUGGCCGGGUAAAGAGCAGACUCCAUGGUCUGCUGAGCAUGAUAGGGUUGGAGUAAAUGCCAUAAGCUCACCACCACCCAAGCUAGCCUCCUUUUAAAAAUAUUUUAAUCAUGUUGUACAACCUAGCGUUCUCAGACAGCCAAAUGAGGCAGUUGCAGCCACAAAUUUAAUUUGUACAGAGUGCUGAAAGAGUUUUUUUUAACCAACCCACACCCCUAAAUAAUUAUCUUUUUCAGAGCACAGCACUCUUAAAAAAAAACACCAAGUGAGGCUGCUUCAACCACAGUCUCAAUUUCUCCAGAAUGCCUUGGCCCUCAUGCAGGACUCAGGAGCAUUCUGGGAAAGUUACAGGUCAUGGUAGCUGCUGCCUAUCUGGUGCUUCUCUUUGGAAUGCCAAGCUCUCUGUUGCUGCAAGUUCUUUGUGCUGCUCACUAUGCUUGUGCUGCUACCCCACCACCUCUUAGCAAGCUUGCAGGGGACUCACUAGGCCAGUCUUAUCUAGGUUACCCUUAAACCUGGUGCUGGUGCCAUAAAGCACUAAAAGCUGAAUUUUGAUCUGGUUUCUGCACUAUAUCUGUUGCAUCACACUACCCUAAUUCACUUGUUCUCUGUUUCAAAGCUUGACAGCUUUCAAAGCUUGGUACUGAUCAAAAUUCACUUUCUAAACUUUGUCAUUUUGAGUAAAGAUGGCACUUAACUCAUGUUUCUGUGAAUUAAUUAUAUAAAUGACAGAACUAACAUUUGCCUUAUCCUCAUCACCUAAAAUAUGUUCUCUUGAUAUAGUACAUUUUAAAAUAUUUCAGUUUAGAGAUGUACUUUAUCCCUGAAGUGCUUCCUUAAUUUAACACAUUUAGAAAUGUGCUAUCGUUUCAGCAUGUUUGAAAAUUUCAAACAUUUUUCUGCUUGAGUCGUAUAAUAAGAUACGCUUUUUUCAUUAUGAAUUGCCACCUUGUAAUUUAGAUCUGUGAUAAAUUAUUGCUAUGCUUAAAGAGGAAAAGUAUGUUUUAUUAAGUUGUUAAAAUGUUGCACAGAAAUUAGAGACUGUACUGUGCAAAUGCUAUGUCACAGGUUGUUUUUUUAAAUACUUUAAUAGGUUAUUAGGCUGACACAUUAAUUUUCCAGAUGUAUUAUAAACCUGAUUUUCUCAUGUGGCUAGGUAGCAAAAUAUUUAUUUCCUAAUUAGGAUGAGUGUGGCCCUCCUCAAAUAUCCAGCACGUGUCUUGCAGUAUUUUACCCUACAAAAUAGGAGCUAAUUAAAUUUUCGUUUGGACUGGGCACAGGCCAUUAAGUGCUGUUUGUGCUAUGUUCAUUUCAUAGGGACUCAUUCAGUUACUCUGCUUAUGAACUUUUCUAAAGGAAAGUUGAAAUUCUAUGCACAGUAUUUAUUUCCUUUUGUUAAGCCUGAUUACUAUAUCUGCGGUAAGUUUCACUUAAUGAAUUAUGUGACAGGUUGAUCAUAAAUUAAUAUUUAUAUUUACCCUUUUAGUGUCUACUGCUAUCCAAAUAUUCAAUUCAGAUUGAAUUUUCUGCUUAAAACGUUUGGUUCCAUCCAAUAUCACAGAAGCAUGCUUCUCCUCUGCAUUUGUUCCAGAGUUGCCCUACUCUGUGUCAUACACUCAGCGGGCUGCACAGAGGAGCCGUGCUGUCUGUUCUAUUGGCAGACAUGAUUGGAUUUCACUUUAUGUUGUGCUUAUUGGAACAAAUACCCAUUAUUCUUUGUGGAUACAAUACUGAAGCAUUGAAAAUUGAAUAGCAGAACUCAGUGGUGCUUUUCACUGUACAUUUGAAUGCAUACGAUGCCCAAUUUGUUACGUUUCUCUAAUAUUUUGUAUAAAACAUGGUUCCUCUUCUGGCAUUUAUAAACAGAAUGAGGGGAGGGGUAGGAAUUGUUUCCACAUUUGUUUGUGUGGAGAACUUGUCUCACACAGCAGAUGUGAGAUCAGAUCUCCUAUGUUAGCUGCCAUUCACUUUUGUGACCAGAUGCCAAAGAGAAUGGCUACUUAAUAUAACUUUCACUACCCAAGGGAUGGGGCAGGUUUGGCCUGAAAAUGGCUUGCAGGGCUACCCCAUCUAGCCUGCCGGCUGCUUCUCCAGCCCUCUCUGUUCUCCAGCAGGGAAAGAUUUUAGUGCAUCUUAUAUCCUUCUUACCUCACUGUUCACAAUUGCCUCCUCAACCAUGAGUAUGAUGGUAACUCAGGAUAACACUUAGUACUUGAAGAAGUGAAUUGUAUUCAGCUGAAUGUUUCUCAUGAUUAGUUAAGGUGUCUUAAGUUCCCCUAUUUUAAUAUCAAAGCAUUGCUCCAGUCAAACAUGCAUGCUCGAUACUUUUUAGUAAAAACAGUGCCCUGGCUCAGUCCAACACUUGACUCCCUCAAAGACUGAAGAGAGCUUUUCACUGAGGCUCCCCAGCUUCAUCCCUGCCGCUGUCUUGUAAGAAAAGAUGAACAGAAGUUGAGGCUGAGCUCCUCCAUUGUUUGAACCAAACAAAUAGAAACAAAAGAGGUACUGUUUCCAGCCUUUUUGAUUCUACUUCUAGUCCAACUUUUAGAAGUUAUUCUCAUUCUCCAACUUGCCCAGCAGUCUUCUGUAAUCCUUCAAGAUAAAAUCUCACGUUCCCUACAGGACUUUAGCCUUGAUUUGUCCUGUGUCUGUUUUUUAAAGCAGUUGGAGCAAGGGGACUUGAAGUUGAACGCUCCAAAUAGUUAGGCAACCUUUCAUGUCAACACUUAGCAUUACUAUAGCAUCUCAACUGCUCAGCAUAGCAGCCGUGAAGGAUACAUUGUGCAGGUGACAGACAUCUGUGCUUUGACUUCACCGAAGGGUUUUAAAAUUUAACAUGAACUAUAUUCUGAAAUUAGAGAGCAGGAGAACAUUGGAUGCAUAUGCCUUGGCAUAAAACCUUUAGUAUUUGAGUCUGUUUUGUGUUCAGUAUCUCAAAACCCCAGACUGAGACCAUAUAUUGCCUAUUCUUUGAAAUCUUGCCCUUACUUAAGGCGCCAAGUACUCUGCUCUUUAGGUGGAACAGGUUUCUGUGAAUAAUAGAUCAAUCCUGCAUGCAAAUUCAUUUGCUAUCCCCACCUCCACAACGUAUUUCUGGCUUGUUCUUGCAUUGUUUUGCAGUGCAUUAUAUGCACUUCCUGCAGUAUAUGCACUCAUAGACAAAUUCAAAAUGUGAACCCAGGUGGUCACAGAUAUGUCCAAACAGCAAGUCCCCAAUAUUAUUUGUACAUUUUCCAGUGUUGAAGGUGAAGAAUAGCUUGAAGGGAAGAAAAUGAAAGCAGGGACCCACAUGACAACUGGAGGGCAAUGACAAACAAACUCAUCCACAGAAUUCAACAUGAAGAACAAGUCAUGGCAGAAUCCAGCAUCCCCACCCUGAGCUCUGACUGUGGGCCAACAACCACAGCCAACAUUUCGAAACCUUUCUGUGCUCCUUGGAAGCUUUUAAAAGCUCUCUUUAAAAGCAUGCCCCUUCCCUGAAGUUCCUUUGAAACUCCCACUGCUACCCAUCAUUCCCUAAAGUGGUUGGAAGACCUGGAAACUCUCAAGAUGUUGCUGAGGUACAACUCCUUACAUCACUGACAUGGUCACCUGGGCCAAAGUGUAGUCAACAUUGAGAGUGGCAUGGCAUAGUUGCAUAAAAUGUGCAACUACAGGUAAAGUGUUGGCUGUAUUCCACUCUACACUUAGGAUAUUGUAGUUCACAGAAAAAUUAUAAGAGUCAGAACUCUGAUGUGUGCUUUAUAAAUGCCAUAAAGAAGUUACAAACAUCUGAAUGCUUGAUGCUAGAUAUUAUUGUGUGAGGUUGUUGGAAGUGUUGUAAAAUUCUCCAUGUCAGUUCUAUAACACUCUGUCAGACUAUGUUCAAUACUCUGGAGAAUGACUCCAUUAUUUACACCACCAGCAUAUUUUAGGGUGAACCUUUUCAAAGGAAAACAUCCUGGCAUGAAAUAAAAAAAUCUCAAAAUA